CCCGGAGAAGAAACGGGAAUGGUUGUGGCCCGAUCAUUGGCCAGAACCAUAUAUAUACGUCCAAUGUUUCCACUCGAACCCCUUUUGAUGGUGCACCAGCUCACGGGACUCAGACGUAUCAAACAAACAAACAAACAAAAAGAACGCAGAGAUGAGUGAUAUUCGACAUGCAUUGCUGCGGCGUGAUCCGCUGAGCGCAGCUAAAGAGGUUCUGUAUCAUCUGGACAUCUCACUGGGCAGCGCUCUGCAGAGCUCCUCGGGCCCCACGCCUGGAUUAGAGAAGAGCACGGUGGACCUCGUGGAGGAGUUCAUCUUUCACAUCCCUAAAGACAGGAACAUCCAGCCUAAGAGGAUGAGCUGCGUUCAAGAACUGCAACUGCUGGAGAUCAUGUGCAGUUACUUCCAGGAGCAGAGCAAAGACUCUAUCCGACAGAUCAUUUUCUCCGCUCUCUUCAGUCUCCAAGGCAACAAGGCUGACGAGAGCCGCAUGGCCAUGCUGGGGAAGCUGGUUUCUAUGGCGAUAGCCGUGUGUCGGGUGCCCAUACUGGAGUGUGCAUCCACCUGGCUACAGCGCACACACUCUGCGUGGUGUGUGCGUCUGGCUCAGGUGCUGAUGGAUGAUUAUUGCACACUGGUGCCGUGUGCCAUCUCUACCCUGCAGAACAUCUGUUCAGCCAGCCCUCGCUUUUGCUGCCAGCUCAUCACUGCAGUAACGGCACUCUAUGACUUCUCCUCAGAUGAGUUGACUCCGCCCCCUGCACUUUUGGAGAUGCUGGUUGGUUGGAUCACGGAGGAUCCCAGACUUCUGCUCCUCACCUUCAUCAACACACCCCUCAAUUCCAGCCUGCCGUUGGGUUGCCUCGAGAUCACGCCUCUUCUGGGUCUGCUCCGCUGGUGUGUGAAAGCUCCAUUAGCCUAUCAGAAAGGCGGGAAGUUGGCUUUGACCAAUGGCCAUGGAGAAAAUGAGAAAGGAACAGCAUAUGAAGAGCUGUACUCUAAACUGCACCUCAGUGUUCUUCAAGUCUUUCUCAUGCUGCAGGUCCACCUGACAGAACAGAAUUUGAUUGGCCGGCUAGCCGUGCUUCCUGUGGAGUCUGUUGCCACGCUAGUAGAGGAAGUCAGCCGGCUCUGUGAGAAGCUCACGCCCCUUUUAGCUGCCAAUCAUAUCCAGCUGGCUCUGGAUAGGCUGGCACAAGCUCUUCAGGUCGCCAUGGCAACAGGAGCCCUUCUGUGUGCCAGAGAGGAUCUACGGACUUUGUGCUCCAGACUUCCUCACAACAAUCUGUUGCAGCUUGUGAUGUCCGGUCCAGUGGUGCAGCCUCCACCUCACAGCGGAGCCUUCCAGCCCAACAUGUACCCACACAUUCACUCGGGUCGGCCCUCCCCGCUUUCUCCCCACAGCCCACACCAGUCAACCCUCCCCUCACAGCACAUCCCACACCCCGUACUCUCAGCGCACCCCACACAUCCAGUGCUCUCCCCACAUCGGCCAAUUACAGCCCACGCCACACACCCUUCUCUCUCCCCUCACGCCUUUCAUCCAGCUGCCAUGACCUUCCCGUACCGGCCUAUCCGUUAACCAGCAAAUCAGGACUUUUGGACUACUCUUCCUUCUAUUUAGAUCUUGUUUUAUAUUGGAUUAUCUUGAAAUGUUCUUGUAGUCACAUGGUCUUGCGUAUCAAACAUUGUAUUUCAGGUUUGAUAUUGACUUUAAAAAGCACUUGUACAGGUCGAUUGAAAUGAAAAAUGUUAUUUCAACCCAAAAAACAAAAAGGUCAUAGCAACAAAUAUAUUUUUGGAAAAGUGUCAUUUAUGGUUAAGUAGCAAAUUAAACACAUUUUAUACUUGUAC
This is a messenger RNA of Pimephales promelas (fathead minnow), 1851 nucleotides long. It is a transcript of the gene ints15, whose product is annotated as integrator complex subunit 15. The record is from RefSeq and is a predicted model, not a curated record. Lineage: Eukaryota; Metazoa; Chordata; Actinopteri; Cypriniformes; Leuciscidae.